AUGGAAACAGAAUCGGCAGCAAGUUCUGCUGUUCCACCACCAACGACAACAACCACAAGUGCAAGUACUGAACCAAAACUCCCAGUAUGUAUACUCGUACUUGGUAUGGCAGGUUCAGGAAAAACAACUUUUAUACAACGUAUAAAUGCACAUUUACACACUGAAAAAAUGCCACCUUAUGUUAUUAAUCUUGAUCCAGCCGUUCAUGAAUUACCAUAUCCAUGUAAUGUUGAUAUUCGCGAUACAGUGAAUUAUAAACAAGUUAUGAAACAAUAUAGUCUCGGACCCAAUGGUGCCAUUGUAACAUCAUUAAAUUUAUUCGCAACGACAUUUGACCAACUACUAUCCUUAUUAGAGAAAAAUCAAACAAAACAUCGUUAUUUUAUUUUUGAUACGCCCGGUCAAAUUGAAGUCUUCACAUGGUCAGCAUCGGGUUCUAUUAUAACUGAAGCACUAGGCGCAACCUAUCCGACUGUCAUUGUGUAUAUCAUGGAUACACCGCGUUCAUCGAAUCCGAUAACAUUUAUGUCAAAUAUGCUUUAUGCUGUAUCAAUACUUUAUAAAUAUCGUUUACCAUUUAUAAUCGUAUUAAAUAAAACUGAUAUAAUACAUCAUCGUUUUGCACUUGAAUGGAUGAAUGAUUUUGAAUUAUUUCAAUCGGCUAUCGAACAAGAACAUUCCUAUUCGACAGAUCUAUGUCGAUCGUUAAGUCUUGUAUUAGAUGAAUUUUAUACAAAUUUACGUUGCGUUGGAUUUAGUUCCAUUACCGGUGAUGGUUGUAAAGAAUUUUUCGAAGCUAUCGAUGAUGCAUGCGAUGAAUAUGAACAUGUUUAUAAAGUUGAGUAUAAUAAAUGGCAAGAAAAAAGAGCAAAACGUGAAACACAUAAACGUGACAAAGAUUUAAAACGAAUAAAAGAUGAUCUAAAUCAAGAAUCAAGUGUUAUUGGUGAAAAACGUAUUCGAUAUGAUGAUAUGCAUAACGAUGGAGAAACAGACGAAGAUGAUGAUGGUGACGACGACGAUGAUGACGACGAUGAUAAGAAUAACAACGACUUCGAACGAGAAGAUGAAUCAUUCAAACGAUAUUUAUCUAAGAGCGCAUCAAAACCUACUACCAUGGAUACAUAA
Messenger RNA from Rotaria socialis, 1128 nucleotides. NCBI's taxonomy places the organism in Eukaryota, Metazoa, Rotifera, Eurotatoria, Philodinida, Philodinidae. The record is from the annotation of a GenBank genome assembly.